AUGAUGGUAUCUCUGAGAGAAAGCACGGCAUAUCGUGGAAACCGGUCUCACGCCGGUAUGCCAAAAACUUACUGGUCAUAUGCCUUUCCAAGUGCAACAUAUCUGAUCAACCGUCAAUCCACCUCUAUACUCAAUAUGGAGUCUCCAUUCCAGCGAUUAUUUGGUGUCUCUCCAAACUACUCCAAAUUAAGAAUCUAUGGAUGCCUCUGCUUCCCAUGGCUGCGCUCGUACACGCAGCACAAACUUGAAGAUCGUUCAACAUUGUGCAUUUUCAUAGGCUACUCUCAGAUUCAAAGUGCCUACUUGUGUCUUCAACCAGUCACUAUUCAGAGCCUCCCGUCGCCAUCUCCAUCUCCACCCGUCAAGUUCCUUCCCUCACCUACACCGCCGACUCCAUCGCCACAAGAGCAUACACUGUUGCCUGAUCUAUCGAAGUCGUAG
This is a messenger RNA of Microthlaspi erraticum, 441 nucleotides long. NCBI's taxonomy places the organism in Eukaryota, Viridiplantae, Streptophyta, Magnoliopsida, Brassicales, Brassicaceae. The record is from the annotation of a GenBank genome assembly.